Molecule: messenger RNA, 2784 nt
Organism: Argentina anserina (silverweed cinquefoil)
Lineage: Eukaryota; Viridiplantae; Streptophyta; Magnoliopsida; Rosales; Rosaceae
Product: ABC transporter C family member 10-like
Biological process (GO): transmembrane transport
Cellular component (GO): membrane
Molecular function (GO): ATP hydrolysis activity; ABC-type transporter activity; ATP binding
Source: RefSeq, a predicted model, not a curated record
UACUUUCUGGAGUAUACACUCACCGCUAGUGAUGUUUUCAUAUUUCUAGCAACUUUGCGUAUUCUUCAGGAGCCAAUUAGGCUAAUCCCAGACGUCUUUGGAGCUUUUAUUGAAGCCAAGGUUUCAUUCUCUCGGAUUGUGAAGUUCCUUGAUGCACCAGAAUUGGAGAACAGACAUAGAAAAGACAGCUGCGGCAAGGAGGCUGACAUGCCAUUUUCAUUAGAGCCUCUGAAAUUUCAUGGGAUACAAAUGCUACCAAGGCUACACUGAGGAAAAUAAAUUUAGUGGUUAAGCAAGGAGAAAAAGUAGCUAUUUGUGGAGAGGUUGGUUCGGGAAAAUCAACCCUUUUAGCUGCAAUUCUUGGAGAGGUUCCACGCAUCAAUGGCAUUGUACAAGUAUAUGGCACGAUAUCAUAUGUCUCAAUCUGCAUGGAUCCAAACAGGAACCAUACAAGAUAAUAUUUUGUUUCGGACUCCCAUGGAUCCCGUUAGAUACAAAGAAACUCUUAGGAUGUGUUCUCUCGUUAAGGACCUUGACAUUCUUCCAUUCGGAGAUUUAACUCAGAUAGGAGAAAGGGGUGUCAACCUAAGUGGUGGCCAGAAGCAGCGUAUUCAACUUGCAUGUGCAUUGUAUCAAAAUGCUGAAGUCUACCUAUUGGAUGAUCCUUUCAGUGCUGUUGAUGCUCAUACCACAAGCCUUUUCAAUGAAUAUGUCAUGGGAGCGGCAGAGAAGACAGUUUUGCUUGUUACAGACCAAGUCGACUUCCUUCUGGCUUUUAAUUCAAUAUUGUUCAUGGAUUGGGGAAAAAUUUCAAGAGCAGCUCCUUAUGACGAGUCACUGGCUUCUUCUCAACAGUUCCAAGACCUUGUCAAUGCACACAAUGACACUGGUUGUUCUGACAGGCAAGUUGAAUAUCCUUUUACUAGGAAACAAAAUUUGGCUGCAGAAAAGAUUGAGAAAGAAAGAACUGAAGUAGAGCUUAAAGAAUCUUCAGGAGAUCAAUUGAUCAAGAACGAAAAGAGAGAAACAGGAGACACUGGGUUCAAGCCAUACAUUCAGUAUUUGAAGCAUAGCAAGGGCUUUAUACACUUCUCCUUAUCAGUUCUUUUCUAGUUUAUGUUCAUUGUUGGGCAAUUAAUUCAGAAUUAUUGGUUGGUUUUGAAUCUUCAGGAUUAUAGCGUGUCCAGAGUCAAACUCUUCACAGUUUAUUCUGUGAUCUUCUGUAUUAUGUCAUUGUUUUUGCUUCCUCGCUCUUUUAUGAUAGUCAAUUUAGGAUGUGGAGCUUCAGAAUCUAUUUUCUCUGCAUUACUGAACUCUCUUUUCCGAGCUCCAAUGAUGUUCUAUGAUUCAACACCUGUGGGGAGGAUACUUAGUCGGGUAUCUACUGAUAUGAAUAUCAUCGACCUUGAAGUAAGUUUAAAGUUAGCAUUUUCUGCUGGGGUGAUUGUUAGCGCUUCCAGCAUAUUUUUGGUAUUGGUUGUUCUUGCUUGGCCACUCAUAUUUCUGAUUGCACCUACAAUUUAUCUUACUCAUCUGUUUCAGAAUUACUACUUAGCUUCUGCAAAGGAGUUGAUGCGAAUGAAUGGCACGGCUAAAUCUGCAAUUGCAAGCCAACUUUCUGAAUCUAUCGCUGGAGCCAUGACAAUCAGAGCCUUUGGACAGGAGAAACGACCCUACUCAAAAAACUUGGAACUUAUUGAUGCAAAUUCUAGUGGCUUCAAUAGUUUCUCAACAAAUGAGUGGUUAACUGAACGUCUGGAAUUGCUGUGUGCUAUCAUUCUCUCAGCCUCAGCCAUCGUCAUUACUUGGAUUGAUGCUUCUUCCUCUGGAUUUUUUGGGAUAUCUUAUGGUCUCUCAUUGAAUUAUUAUGUAUAUCUAGUACCUUCUGUCCAAAUACAGUGCAUGAUAGGAAACUCAAUCGUUUCUGUUGAAAGGGUAGAACAAUACAUGCAUAUUACCAGUGAAUCUGCAGAAGUAAUAGAAGACAACCGACCUGCACACAAUUGGCCUGUUGUUGGCAAAGUGGAAAUAUGUGACCUAAAGGUAAGAUAUAGGCCAAAUUCUCUGGUUUUUCGUGGGAUCAAUUGCAUUAUUGAGGGAGGGCACCAAGUUGGUAUCGUUGGCCAAACUGGAAGUGGGAAGACAACUCAUAUCAGCGUUUUGUUUCGUCUGGUAGAGCCUACAGAGGGAAACGUUAUUGUUGAUGACUAUGACAUAGCAUUAUGCACCAUUGGUAUUCAUGAUUUAAGAUCAUGUCUGGGGAUAAUCCCACAAGAGCCAAUCUUAUUUGGUGGCUCUGUGAGAUUCAACCUUGACCCUUUAUCAGAACAUACUGAUCUUGAAAUAAGGGAGGUAAAGGUUCUUGAAAAAUGCCAGUUGCGAGAGGCCAUUCAAGAAAAGGAAGAGGGCCUGUAUUCCUUUGUUGUGCAAGAUGGAACAAACUGGAGCACGGGACAGAGUCAACUAUUCUGUUUAGGACAUGCUUUACUCAAGAGGAGCCGAAUACUUGUGCUUGAUGAAGCCACUGCAUCAAUGGACAAUGCAACAGACUUUAUUCUCCAGAAAACUAUAAGAAAGGAAUUUGCAGACUGCACUGUAAUAACAGUGGCCCAUAGGAUACCAACCGUGAUGGACUGCACUAAGGUUCUUGCUAUAAGUGACGGACUAUUAGUAGAGUGUGAUGAGCCAACAAAGCUGAUAAACAAUGAGGGUUCACUGUUUGGGCAGCUUGUCAAAGAAUACUGGUCUCGUUCUACCAAUGCCAUUAUCCAUUCAGAAGAUUGA